ACCGACUGGAGAAUAUGAGAGCGCGUGAACGCAUGCGAAAAUCUAACGUAGGAGACUACGACGACGUCUACAGAAAAAUCUGAGGAAGUCCCAUUACCCAUUAGAUAUUUGGUAAGCAACAUACCAAUUUUCCCAAUUGAUACUUUUCUGUGAUUAAAAUAAACCUCAUUCAAAAUGGCCGUACCUCAAUUGGACCCCGCCAAGCUGCAGCUUGUACAAGAGCUGGAGAUAGAGAUGAUGUCGGACAUGUACAACCGUCUCGUCGGCGCCUGUCACAGGAAGUGCAUCCCCGUUAAAUACCAUGAGGCUGAGCUAGGGAAAGGUGAAUCUGUAUGCUUGGAUAGAUGUGUGGCGAAAUAUUUGGACGUCCACGAAAGGAUCGGGAAAAAGCUCUCAAAUAUGUCACAAGGUGAAUCAGAAGAACUCACCAAAAUAAACCUCCAAGAGAAAAAAUAGUAUAACCAAAGGUAUUUGCAGUACUGCCAACUUAAAAAAAUUAAGGCAUUUGCAGAGUACAAAAUAUGUUCUUAUUUCAAACUAUUUGGGACAUUGAAAAUGAAAUUGAUUCCUAUAAGUUGUGUUUAGUGCAUAAUGCACUCUUUUGUUUUUUGCAGUCCAUAUGGUUAAAAGACCUGCAUUUGAUAGUUUGAAUUAUUAGGUGUUGAAAAUAAAAUAUUAGAUUAUA
Molecule: messenger RNA, 685 nt
Organism: Aricia agestis (brown argus)
Lineage: Eukaryota; Metazoa; Arthropoda; Insecta; Lepidoptera; Lycaenidae
Gene: Tim10
Product: mitochondrial import inner membrane translocase subunit Tim10
Exons: 3
Coding region: 175-456 (93 amino acids)
Biological process (GO): protein insertion into mitochondrial inner membrane
Cellular component (GO): mitochondrial inner membrane
Source: RefSeq, a predicted model, not a curated record